AUGGAUCACACAAUUUCCCUUCGCGUCAAAGUUAGAAAGGUGCAAAUAGCUCUCAGUCUGCUCUUCAACUGCCCUAAGCAAUUGACUUUACUACUCUUUCUCUAACGUCUGGUCUUAAUUUAUUAUCGUCCUUCUCUGUCUUUCACAUUAUAUUUUCCCCCUUGUAAUUCAAUAUUUGUUUCAUCGGUGGAAAAUAUGGCGACAGAUCCUGAGCAGCCCUCUGUCUCUUCUAUCGAAAAGGUAGGAAAGUCUUCAGGUGAAAUUGGUGGUGCAGAGGAGCCUCUUCUUAAUGGGGGCACUAGCUCAGAGAACUACUCAGUUCUUGCUGCAAUUCUCCCAUUUCUAUUUCCGGCUUUUGGAGGACUAUUAUAUGGUUAUGAUAUUGGUGCCACAUCUUGUGCUACAAUAUCUAUAGAGUCAGCCACAACAAGUGGAAUUUCAUGGUACAACUUGAAUUCUGUGGAAAUUGGGCUCAUUACCAGUGGCUCAUUAUAUGGGGCAUUGAUUGGCUCUGUCUUGGCCUUUAAUAUUGCAGAUUUUCUAGGAAGAAGAAGGGAGUUGAUUCUGGCUGCUUUGAUAUAUCUUGUUGGAGCACUUGUGACAGCAUUAGCACCUGAUUUUGUUAUCAUGGUGAUUGGACGUUUUAUAUUUGGUAUUGGAAUAGGAUUGGCAAUGCAUGCUGCGCCAAUGUACAUUGCUGAGACAGCUCCAAGUAAGAUACGUGGUCGACUAAUCUCUCUCAAAGAGUUCUUUAUAGUCCUUGGGAUGGUUGCAGGUUAUGGAAUUGGAAGCCUUUUGGUUGAUACUGUAGCUGGUUGGAGAUACAUGUAUGGAGCUAGUACUCCUUUGGCAGUGAUCAUGGGAAUUGGGAUGUGGUGGUUACCACCAUCACCUAGAUGGAUACUAUUAUCCGCCAUACAGGGCAAAGGCAAUUUGCAGGAAUUAAAAGAAACUGCAGUAUGUUGCUUAUGCCGACUCAGGGGUGAGGCUAUUGGUGACAGUGCACCUGCCCAAGUAGAAGAAAUUCUUAGCGAGUUGACUUUUGUUGGUGAAGAAAAAGAAGCUUCACUGGGGGAAAUGUUCCGAGGAAAAUGCUUGAAAGCCCUCACCAUUGGUGCAGGAUUAGUUCUUUUCCAACAGAUCACAGGGCAACCAAGUGUACUAUAUUACGCAGCCUCAAUCUUUCAAAGUGCAGGAUUUUCUGCAGCAUCUGAUGCAACACGUGUUUCAAUUCUACUUGGUUUGUUGAAGUUGAUCAUGACAGGAACAGCUGUUCUUGUUGUUGAUAGACUUGGACGGAGACCUUUACUGCUUGGUGGUGUCUCUGGGAUGGUCAUCUCUUUAUUCCUUCUGGGGUCAUAUUAUCUUUUCCUGGAUGAUGUACCGUUUGUGGCUGUAGUUGCACUGCUGUUGUAUGUUGGAUGUUAUCAGUUAUCCUUUGGUCCUAUUGGUUGGCUGAUGAUUUCAGAGGUUUUCCCCUUACGCCUAAGAGGGAGAGGACUUAGUAUAGCAGUGCUUGUGAAUUUUGGUGCAAAUGCAAUCGUCACAUUUGCAUUUUCCCCUUUGAAGGCAUGGUUGGGAGCUGGAAUAUUAUUCUAUGCAUUCGGAGUAAUAGCCGUGUUGUCGCUCGUUUUCAUAUUCUUCAUUGUACCAGAGACCAAGGGGCUUACUCUCGAGGAAAUCGAGGCCAAAUGCUUGUAGACAAGCUUUGUACACUUAACAAGAGUUCACUUCUAUGGAUUUUGAAUCAAAACAAGUAGGUUCUGUUGUGAGAAUUUCACUAAUAUAUGCAGAAGCAGGCAUGCUUUUUUUAGUCUAUGCAGUGUCACAGUAAAUAUUUGAUGUUUCUUUAUUGUCAACAAGAUUAGCAACAUCAUAUAUGCUCUUCUUUAUUAAUGUAGAUAACCCUACUUUUAUAUUUA
Messenger RNA from Hevea brasiliensis (rubber tree), 1922 nucleotides. Its product is annotated as D-xylose-proton symporter-like 2. Gene Ontology annotation, biological process: transmembrane transport. NCBI's taxonomy places the organism in Eukaryota, Viridiplantae, Streptophyta, Magnoliopsida, Malpighiales, Euphorbiaceae. Gene Ontology annotation, molecular function: fructose transmembrane transporter activity. The transcript has 15 exons. The coding region runs from base 196 to 1701 and encodes 501 amino acids. The record is from RefSeq and is a predicted model, not a curated record. Gene Ontology annotation, cellular component: membrane.